Trichomonas vaginalis G3 is the source of this 4611-nucleotide messenger RNA. RefSeq names its product armadillo (ARM) repeat-containing protein family. NCBI's taxonomy places the organism in Eukaryota, Parabasalia, Trichomonadida, Trichomonadidae. Bases 1 to 4611 code for a protein of 1536 amino acids. The record is from RefSeq and is a predicted model, not a curated record. The transcript has a single exon.
AUGGAUGAGCUAAUAAAAGAAAUCGAAAAGCUCACCAAAGUAUCAAGGAUUCUUCAACCAGAGCAGAUGAUUAUGACAAAUCUCAACAAUCUUGAUCAAUAUCUUAACGAAAAUAUUACUCAAGAUCAAUAUAAAAAAAUUGAACACGCAUUAUUGUCUUUAUUUUCAAUAAACUCUGGAAAUUUCAGUAUUCCAUGUGCAUUACAAAUAGCUUGUUCAUUAGUUUCCUUAUACAAUUGCGUAAAAACUCCACAAUUUUUCGAUUUAUUUUCAUUAGUUGUCGAAAAGCAAACUACUAUUGCAACUAUCAUUGCUACUGGCUAUGUAAUCCGUUAUCAAGGUCAGCAUGCAAAAUCUCAAUUACCAAGAUUUGUCGAACAUAUUUUGAAGCAAGGACAGAAUCUAGACUUCGCAGUUGUAUAUGCUCUUAGAUGUGUAUUCAAAACAGGCAGCAAAACAAUAGAAAAAUUCGUUCUUCCUGCUUUUCAAUUUGCAAAACGCGCAAUUAUGUUGCCAAGACAGACAACAAUACUCGCCUGCUUGAAACUAUUCAAAAUCUUGCUACGAUUUAAUACAUUAACGCCAGAAAUGGUUUUUGAGUGUAUUUCCUCAAUAUUAAGAGAAGAUCAAUUUCCUGUUAUCAAAAACGAGAUAGCAUCACUUGUUGCACGAUGUGCUUUCAUACCGAUCUCCCAUUCCAUUAAAAACAACAAUCAACAAAAUGAAUGGGCAAUUGGCGGAGAAAAAGACAAACCAAAGCAAUUAUUCGCGAAACAACUCAAAGAUAUCAAAGGAUUUCCUAUUAUUAUGGACAUGUCGAUUAUGCAUUUCUUAGAUUUGAUUACUCCUGAAAUGAUUGCACAAGAUAGUCAAACAAUAUUCACAUUCAUCAGAAGUAAGUCCGAAGCCAACUUACAGCGCCUUAUUCCGAUGCUUCCAGAAGAAUUUCGAAAUGAACAUUUCAAAAACAUCCUGAAAGAGGUUCCUUCUCCCAUCCAACUGCAUCUCCUCUCGAUGAUGUCCCCGGAUAACGGCUCGGUUCAUAGCAUUGCCCGUGCCGCAGUCGAUCUUUCGUUCACAAACAACAAACUCUUCAGAAGAGUGGCCAUUGACUUCUUCGUUACAUUUUCUAAGGAACAGCCAAAGGCAGCAAACGAGUUUUUGGCCGAAUCUUUGAAGUUUUUGAUAGAAGAUAACACAAAUAACCUUUACAAGACCCGCAGAAUGGGAUAUAUUGCUAAGACUAUCCUUAACAAUAUCAAUGCCGCUGGUCCUUUGAUUUCAGAUAACAGAGAAACAAUAAAUCAGUUGAUUGAACAGACUUUUUCAUCAUUUAGCAUCGAAUCACCUAAAUGCUGUGCUGUCCUUCACAUAUUAUCAGCAUUACCUGAGGAAUUUGGUACAAUGGACGUUGUUUCUAACUCAAUUUCUAAUAUUAUUUCACAAUUAAAGGGAAAUCUCUCAAAUCAAGGCAAGAAGACACUCAAAGCCAUGAUAAUAUUCAGAAGCGUGAUACAGGAAGAAAAUUCAUGCAAAUCUCUAGUUGAUUUAAUAUUAAAUAAUUUCCAGAAGCUUCCGAUACCUGUAAUCAAGGCAUUAUGUGAGAUUGUACCUAAAUAUCUCCAAUCCACACAGCAGGCAACUCUUGUCGCUGAAAAAAUCAUCGAAAGAACAACAUCUCUCAAAAUUUCAACAGAUCUUAUCAAAAACUUCAUAAAGAGACCGUUACCAACCGGUUUAGACCUUCUCAAACUUCCGACACCUUUAACUCCUCAACAAAUCAGAGAUCAACAAGUUUUAGAGCGAAUUGUCCUCAAUUUCCCAUCAUUAUUCAACUCUUGUUCAGAAAACAGCCGCGUAAAGAUCUAUGACAAGCUAAUUCACCUCGUAAACGUUGCUCCAAUCGCAAGAUUAUAUCUUUUAGCAAUUUGUCAGUCAGAGUUCUCAAAUUCAUUGCCAACGAGUGCUCUCAACUACUUUAUACAGCAAUGUAACACGAAUAACCUUUCUACUCUUCAACUUUCCGCAGAAUCUGUUGGAUCUUUUCUUGUCGGACAUCCGAACUCAUUAAAUAACGUCAUUUCAUACGUAGAGAAACUAAAUACGAUGAAUGGCUGUUUCAUUAUGUCCGCAAUUUCAUCUUAUGUUUCUUUUGAUCGAGAUAACCUUCUCAGAGCGUUUAUCUACAUAUCCUGCAAGAUUCGCGAUCAAAAGUUGCUUGCGUUCGCUGCAUUGGCACUCUCUUCUUUGUGUUAUAACAAUAUGAUGAAUAUUGUUGAGCUAGGAAUUUCAUCGGACAUGCUUAGCGUCAUUUUCCAAGCAUUGCAGAACACAGCUGCCAUGCAACCGAUUGUCGUUAACCUCCUUUCAGCCGCAUUUUCCAUAAUGAUUGAGACAAUUUCCGUUGAAUUGCAGUCUAACAGUCUUUUAGUUGACUUAGUCUUCUGCAUCAUCAACUCCAUAAGGAAUAUCCCCAUUUCCUACUCCCACGAAGCAUUUUAUUCCGUAGCAAAAUCGCUUUUCACAUUUGCCUAUUCAAUUUCGAACAAUUUGACGAUAAAAUAUCCAAUGUACGAAGGCAGUCCAACAGAGAUACAAUUAUCAGCUUGUGACUGUUUCAGCAUCUCCGGGAAAUUUAAUAAAAUGAAUUUGGACACUUCGGCCAUGUUAUCAAAAAUUUUGUCACUUUUACAAAGAACAUCCGAUGACAGAGCGUCCAAUUUCAUUUUAACGAUGGCGAAGAUGUCAGAAGACACAGGAUUCUGGAUUUCCAACAUCAGGAGAAUCCUUUUGACGUCAAGUCUCUUGGAGACACAAAGUAGUACGAUAGAACCGACUCCAACCGUCAAAGAAUGUUGUUUAAAGGUUUGUCUUAUUCUUUUGGGCCAAAUAAAGAACUGCGAGACCUUAAACACCGAGCAUUUAGACGAUAUCAUCUCUUCCGCCUGCAAAGCAACAAACACUGAUUUGUUGCAAUUGCAAAUGACAGCGUUUCCUGUUUUGCAAAAAGUUAUUGAACUUUUCAAAUGUGUCAAAACCGAAGAAGGAAAUAACUUGUUGAGUCUUUACGACUCCCAAUUCGCACAAGCUGUGAAAAGCGGUUUCUCUCUCGAUCUCUCUGUCGCAGGGAAGUUCCUCUACAGUUAUCUGACUUUCAACACAGAGAACAUCGAAAUGACAACCUCAAACAUUUUGAAAACUUAUGUUGACGGUUUGUCAAAUUGUAAACAACGAUCACAACCGUUUUUCGAAUUGUCCACACACUUGUGCACGAGUGCAAGGAACUCUCCUGUCAUUUUCGAAGAGAUAAAGGACUUCUUGAAGACUUUGACACCAAUGAUGUCAAAAAUUGUCACUCAAUCAAUGUCACUUUUUAAGAAUUUAACUGAUUGGCGUCAAAACAGCAAAUUCAGGGAGUUUUCUCAGAGUUUCUAUCCAGAGAUGCUUCCUAAUUUCGUUUGGCUGCAGAGUUUCAGUGAAAUUCUCAUUGAUUACCAAGUUUUGGUUUCUUUCUUUUUGAUAGAAAUCUCUUUCCAAAGAGAGAAAUGGUUGUUCGACGCUGCUUUCGACUCUCUAAAAUUCGUGUUCACUUUCGCAGCCCAGAAAAUCAACCCAGAAUUAAUAGAACUAUCAAUAAGAACUGUAAUGCCUUACCUCAAAAAUUUGUCAAAAGAAACCACUGUCAGUUUUAUAAUUGGCUGUGCAAAAACUUUACAAAAAGGUGACAAAUAUGACAAUUUGAGGUAUUUGAUUUUGAGCAUCUCUUUGGAUGAAAACUUGUUCGAUUCGACUGUUAUUUCUUACGUUGUUUUUACUGAUCAAAAUAAUAUUUUGGAAAAAUUUGUGCCAACAAUUUCAAAAUUUUUGACAAAAAGUGUCAAUUCCAAGUUUACAACCAUUGAAAAAUGUGUAUCAUUGUAUUCCUUGUUAUCCAUACAUUACAAGAAAAUGGUUGGCCAGAUUAUUCCUGAUAUUUUAUCGUUGCAAAAUUCAAUUGAAAAUGAUUAUUUAUUAGAAAUCUUAAAUAAUUGUUUGAUGAAUUUCGAAGGAGAAUUUCCGAUUGAUAUCAUGGCCCGUUUCUGCAUCCAAAUCUUUAGAAGAGGUGGAAUGCUGUUAAUAGCAAGAUUGUUAAUUAGCCGGCCAAAUAUAGGUAUCGUCUUUUUACAAAAUGGCGGAAUGAAGUCUUGUUUCUUGAUGGCGAUGAAUGAUUUCAGUAAUUUCGCUGUUUACGGAAGAUUUAUUGAAUUGGCAAUUUCUGUUUGUCAGAAAAGUGACAAAACCGUUUGUUUAAUGUUAUGUGAAUCAGUUACAAGACUUGUUUGCAAACUAAUUGUUCAGUACGGAAAUGAUGUUAUGAAAGGCCAUCAAACUGUUCAAUUAUGUGUUUCUCUUCUCAAGAAAUGUCAGGAAAUAUUAAAUGACGAAAAAUUCCUUUCGAUUCUUUUGUCAAUCGACUCUUUCGACAGACAGGAUGUUGUUAAAAUGCUGGAGAUACAUAUACAGAAGGCUGCAAUAAAGAAGAAGGCAAAACAACUCGCUACUUUCUCUUCAAACACAAGAGCAAGAAAAUCGGAUGAUUGGCAGACUUUGGAGUUAUCUGAUGAUGAUUAA